GGAGGAGGAUGGAGUUAGCAGUUUAAUGUGUGUAUGUGAGAGAGAGAGAGAGAGAGAGAGAGUGAGUGAGUAAUGUGCAGGCAUUAUAGUGUUGCAUGUCUGGGUUCAGGCCCUAAUGCUCUAUGUUAGUGAUAGUAAGAGGAACAUUUAGAGACAACCGAGAACAUGGAGACCACCUUGGCCCUCGUGAUUUUGUCCGUGGUCCUCUGGCAUCUGCACAUCUCUGCUGCACUGCACUGGAGGAGAGUACUGUACCCGUCUGCCUUUAGAACGAAGCGAGGAACUCCAGCUCUGCUUAACCCCUCAAUUCAGAGAUCAGUGGAGGACGCCAACCUGCUCUAUGAGGUGGUGUGGUCUGGGCUGUAUGUGGAAGCGGAGAAAAACGUGCUCCGCGUGGCCGACGAGGAACUCGCUUCUCUCCGGAGGCUGCAGCCUCUGGAGGUAGUGUGUGAGGACGUCCUGCCGAGGACGCUGUCAGAUAUCCGCCGCCUCUGCCAUAAUCUGGAACAGCGCCGGGCUCGCAUGAGCAAGGAGGACUUUGAGCGGACCGUGCUUACUAUGGUGUACACGGCUGAGCGACUUGCACAGAGCAGCACGGGCCAUCAGAGGGAGCUGUGGGCUGAUGCGCUGCUUCAGCUGUAUAAACGUAUUAAAAAAGAUCUGGGAACCGAGUGACGCAGCACAGCAGUGUACCAUAAUACUAACGUACAAAAUUAUCAAAACUAACCUCUGCCUAACUGUGCAUCACCAAACAUCUGGAUGUCCAGAUGUUUUGAUUAGAUGCUUGAUCUACACUCUCCGGCCACAUUAAUAGGAACACAUAUAAUUAUAUAUAUAAAAUAUAAAUAUG
This is a messenger RNA of Ictalurus punctatus (channel catfish), 850 nucleotides long. RefSeq names its product protein FAM180A. The transcript is spliced from 3 exons. The coding region runs from base 166 to 675 and encodes 169 amino acids. Lineage: Eukaryota; Metazoa; Chordata; Actinopteri; Siluriformes; Ictaluridae. The record is from RefSeq and is a predicted model, not a curated record.